Molecule: messenger RNA, 945 nt
Organism: Exophiala dermatitidis NIH/UT8656
Lineage: Eukaryota; Fungi; Ascomycota; Eurotiomycetes; Chaetothyriales; Herpotrichiellaceae
Exons: 4
Coding region: 1-945 (314 amino acids)
Cellular component (GO): RNA polymerase II transcription regulator complex
Molecular function (GO): DNA-binding transcription activator activity, RNA polymerase II-specific; transcription cis-regulatory region binding
Source: RefSeq, a predicted model, not a curated record
AUGGGCUCAUUGUCGAAUGCCGACUCAACGCUUCCCGACGCUGUGGUUCCAAAGCGCGAGCCUAGUAUCGAGAGAUAUUCGUCAUCCUCAGCCUCGACACCAGGCCAGGCUGAGGCUACAACUGCAACGGGCUCUGAGCAGCCUGCCCAAGAGCCUGCCCCUGCCCCAAAACGCAAAGGUGGUAGAAAACCUAUAUAUGCCACUUCAGAGGAACGCAAGCAAAGGAAUCGUCAAGCGCAAGCAGCCUUCCGCGAGCGCCGGACCGAAUACAUCAAGCAACUGGAGACGACGAUCCAGCACCAUGAAGAGACUCUUCAAAACCUCCAACAGAGCCACCGCGCGGCUGCCGACGAGUGUUUGAUGCUGCGAUAUAAGAACUCGCUUCUCGAACGCAUUCUUCUUGAGAAAGGCAUCGAUGUUCAAGCGGAGCUCGCCCUUAAGGGCAGUCCAAAUCUGCGACCACAUCGUCCGCCUCCGAUGACAGGCCAGGCAUCUCCGAUGCAGAAAGCAAUGCUCAACAGACAACAGCAGGCCAGGCACCGACCAGCAAUGGCACCCCCAAUACAGACUCCCACCCCUCCCUCACAACAUUCCUCUCCCUCUAACGCAAGAUCACCGGGUUUUGCUUUGCAGGGGGGAAUGGCCUCACCUGCAACCGACAUAUCAGCUCAGCACUCACAGCAAUCGCAACCACCACAACAACAAAACCGGCCUUUGCCGCAGCCGGGCUCGUUUCCGUCACAGCCCAGACAUCCGGCGAGGCAAUUGUCGCAAUCUGACAGUUCCCAACCAUACCCACCUCGAACGCAACCCAACCAUAUGAUGCAGGAUAAUUAUUAUCCAACGUCCUUUCAAAAACAUUAUUCUCAGCUCGGCAAGUUAACCCGUACCCCUUGUUUCUUUUCCUGCUUGUGGAGCUUUGUUCGUCCUAGACUGAAUUCGUGA